UAUCUGAGGACGAACUCAAGAAGAGAGAGGCGUUGGAGGCCUCACGCAUCAGGAUGCAGGAAAGGCUUAACGCCGAAGUUGAACGCCGUAAAACGAAAUUGGAGGCGGAAAAACAUGGAGCAAGCUUAAGAAGAAAUGAGUCGAUUAAAAAUACUGAAGAAAGGAUAGAACAGAAUGAUAUUUCUUCGAAAGAUCGAGGUUGUGCGAAAAAUCCUAAGAAAACAUCCCUUCGUGCAAAUGAUUAUAAUCCUCUAAUGAGCAACUAUUCCCCUUCUUGUCGUUACCGACCUUCUGGAAGGUUUGGCCCCAGGGGAGGAUGAGGUUAAAGAGUGCGGCGGUCUUCUCCGUCGCACGUCUCGUUUGAAAACUGCAACAGACUCUUCCGGACUGGUGCGAUACCAUGUGUUAAUGACACUGCUGAGCCCAAAGUGGAUUCCUUUCCAAAGCCAGCGGUCGAUGACAUCGCACUGUCUCGGAUAUGGUUUCAAAUCUGUUUUGCUUUCUCAUUCACAGUCAUACUCCCAACCCGAUUUUAGUAUGUGAGAACACAUAAUUAAUUUUGUACAUGAACAUGUGUUGUAUGCCUUUCCGCUUGAGCGAAAAUGUGAAAAAAUGUCUCAGAUGACUCAAUCCCAUCUCGAGCGCUUCUUUUUUACUUCAGUCUGAGGCGUAGGCGGCGGGGGCACCGGGGCUGGAACGGGAGCAGGUGAAGGAACAGGUGUUGGCGUAGACACCGCAGGCGUGUAUAGGUCGACUGGUGU
Messenger RNA from Dicrocoelium dendriticum, 761 nucleotides. The record is from the annotation of a GenBank genome assembly. NCBI's taxonomy places the organism in Eukaryota, Metazoa, Platyhelminthes, Trematoda, Plagiorchiida, Dicrocoeliidae.